CAAAGAUGGCGUCCGCGAGUGAGAUACCGAGCUUUGAGAAAUGCCAGCUCAAAGCAACGACCGUACGGGAAAGGAAUGAACUGAUGUUUAAUAAUGAGAUACUCAGUGAUGUGCACUUCAUGGUGGGUAAAGAUAAAGUCCGAAUUCCUGGUCAUAAAUACGUUUUAGCCAUCAGUAGCCCAGUGUUUUUUGCUAUGUUUUACGGUCGAAUGGCUGAACAGGGAUCAGACGUGGCCGUUAGUGACUCCGAGGUUGAAUGUUUUAUGGAACUUCUGCGCUUCAUUUAUACAGACGAAGCAAUUUUGACGCUGGACAAUGCCCUUGGAGUUCUUUAUUUAGCAGAGAAGUACAUGUUGCCGGUGUUAGCAGCCAAGUGUAUCAAUUAUGUCGAAGCGAGUUUAAAUCCCGAGAAUGUUCUAACGGUUCUGAGCCAUGCAAGGUAUUUAGGAAAAGAAGAACUGCAGAAGAGGUGCUGGGAGGUGAUAGACACAUACACGACUCAAGUUCUAGAAUCAGAGGCAUUCCUAGAGCUUGAAAAAGAAACACUGUCGCUUCUGGUACAACGAAACACAAUAUCGGUUAAAGAGAUUCAAAUGUUUAAAGCUAUAAAUUCUUGGUCAGAGAAUGAAUGUCGUCGCCAAGGCAUUAAACCGAUUUCUGACAACAAGAGAGCAGUGUCUUCGCAAGCCAUGAAAUUUAUAAGAUUUCCUCUGAUGACGCCCUUAGAAUUUGCUGACGAAGUUGCCAGAUCUGGAAUGCUUUCCUAUGAAGAAACAACCAACAUAUUUUUAUACUUCUUUUCCACCCGCGAAACCGAACUUCAAUUCUCUAAAAUUCCUCGAAAACCUAGGGAAACUUUGUUGAAGAAGACUUUAAGAUGCUCUAGAUUUAAGAGCUGUUGCGGAAAUGACUGGUUCUGUGACACAAGAAAAUGCGACGCUUUAAAAUUCAUGGUGAACCGAUCGGUUCACAUCAAAGGGAUAGCAGUUUACGGCGCAAGCAAACUUGAAGGUGAUUAUACUGCCAGCGUGCAACUCCUGAAACAGACCAAAGUCCUCGCUGACGGUGAACGUAUAUUUUCUUCUGGUACAAGCGCUUUGUUACACGACGUUCUGUUCGAUAGACCCUAUUUAGUCGACAAGAAUGAAGUGUACACAAUAAACUUGAUGUUACAAGGACCAUGUUCUCAAAGUGGAAGAGACGGAUUUUCCUCUGUUGAAACAGAGGGCGUGACGUUUACAUUUAUUGAAUACACUAGCCCCAAUGGUACAUCAGCAUCUGCUGGGCAAAUCCCUGAAAUUAUCUUUCAGCUUUAAGAAGAAGACAGCAAAAAUUUAUUCCUUAAGCACUGCAUGCCUCAUUAAGUUUAGUCACUUAUAAUAAACUAUGCAUGAUAAUGAUUCAUCCUUUCAAAACUUUAGGGAGAGCUUUGUUUGAUAAGAAUAUCCAUUGUUUUUACUUCUAAGUACAAAAACAAUUUCUAAAACACCCUAUUUGGUUUUGUGAUCAAUUGCCUCAAUUUAAUAACAUUGAAAUUUCAUUGAAUUCUUUCAAACAUUUAAGAGCAAGAACGUUAAAAUUUAGUAUGUAAUUUUGAUAUUGAUGGCUGCAAAUCAUGUCUCAAGUAUUUGUUCCCAAUCUUUAUUGGAUAUUUUGGUUAAAAUGUGUCUCAUUUUAAAAGAUUUUUUAUUCAUGUGUAUUCUAUCAUGCAAGUUGUAUUGUCAUGACAAAGAUAAGCCUAGAAAGAAAUGUGGGAAACAUCAUUUUGCUGCAUUUUGAUCGCAAAUAUUUAUCAGUUGAAUCAUUUUGUAUAAUAACGAAUAUUAUUCCACCAGACUUUAAAUGGAGAUUUUACAAAUUUCUGCAUUGGCUGUGAUUAAUUUUAUUAAAACUGAAAUCAACAUACAGUAGAGACAUAAUUUUUUAAU
This is a messenger RNA of Pocillopora verrucosa, 1928 nucleotides long. RefSeq names its product BTB/POZ domain-containing protein 6-A-like. Gene Ontology annotation, molecular function: protein binding. Gene Ontology annotation, cellular component: cytosol. Gene Ontology annotation, biological process: neurogenesis. NCBI's taxonomy places the organism in Eukaryota, Metazoa, Cnidaria, Anthozoa, Scleractinia, Pocilloporidae. The record is from RefSeq and is a predicted model, not a curated record.